Drechmeria coniospora is the source of this 753-nucleotide messenger RNA. RefSeq names its product translin-associated protein X. Gene Ontology annotation, molecular function: RNA binding; sequence-specific DNA binding; RNA endonuclease activity. Gene Ontology annotation, cellular component: cytoplasm; nucleus. The transcript has 2 exons. The coding region runs from base 1 to 753 and encodes 250 amino acids. The record is from RefSeq and is a predicted model, not a curated record. NCBI's taxonomy places the organism in Eukaryota, Fungi, Ascomycota, Sordariomycetes, Hypocreales, Ophiocordycipitaceae.
AUGUCCGGUGGCGGUGUGAAGCGAGACCGUGACGGUCGCAUGAAGAAGGCGCUGGCGCCUGAUGCCCCCCGGGGACGCUUCCACACCAUGUUUGAGCAUUUCCGCGACGAACUGGACGAGCAUUACGAUCGCCGGGAGAGGAUCGUCAAGACCAGUCGCGACGUGACGGCUCAGAGCAAGAAAAUGGUUAAGACGCUCAACCAAGAUGUCCCGCCGCACAUACAAAAGGACAUUGACGCCCGCAUGGCCGACAUCACCCGGUUGCUCGCCGCCGUCGCCCCUGACUUGCAAUCUCUAAAUCGCCACCGCUAUACCUGGCCGAUGCGGUGUCUCGAGGAGCUCGUCGAGGCCCUCUCCUUUGCGUACUACCUGCAGCACCAGCGGCUCAUCACCCUCGAGCAAGCCCAGGCUUCCGUGCCGGUCGACAUCCGGCUCACGGCCCACGACUACAUGUUCGGCGUCUUCGACCUCUUCGGUGAGAUGAUGCGCUUCGCGACGGUGCAGCGCGCCCUCGUCGUCGGCGACAGCCAGAACAGGACGAUCCUGAGGGAUAUUCAGGAACUGGCUUGCGCCUUCGAGAUGCUGCCGAACGUGCCGACCAAAGAUUACCGUAACAAGAUGGAAACAAUGCGUCAGAGCGUGAGGAAGGUCGAGAACUUGGGCUACGGCCUCGUGGUGAGGGGAAGCGAGAGACCGAGCGGGUGGGUGCCGGAUAUGCAAGACCAAGGACCGGAACCCGUGUCGCCUGUCUGA